AUGCUGUUUUGGCACACGCAGCCGGAGCACUACAACCAGCACUCGACCGGCAGCUACCUGCGAGAUGUCCUUGCAUUGCCAAUCUUCAAGCAGGAAGAACCGCAGCUGUCUCCUGAGAAUGAUGCCAAACUGCCACCCUUUCAGUACGUCCUUUGCACAGCCACAUCACCUGCUGUGAAACUGCAUGAAGAAACCCUGACCUACCUCAACCAAGGUCAGUCUUAUGAAAUCCGUCUACUUGAGAAUAGGAAAUUGGGAGAGUUUCAAGAUUUAAACACAAAAUAUGUAAAGAGCAUAAUUCGUGUUGUUUUCCAUGACCGACGCCUGCAGUACACAGAGCAUCAGCAGCUCGAGGGCUGGAGGUGGAGUCGGCCUGGGGAUCGCAUCCUUGAUAUAGAUAUUCCACUGUCAGUUGGUAUCUUAGAUCCCAGAGCCAGCCCAACCCAGCUGAACACCGUUGAAUUUCUGUGGGAUCCAUCAAAGAGAGCCUCAGCAUUCAUUCAGGUACAUUGCAUCAGCACAGAAUUUACUCCACGAAAACAUGGAGGAGAGAAAGGGGUGCCCUUCCGUGUGCAGAUUGACACCUUUAAGCAAAACGAAAAUGGUGAAUAUACAGAACACUUGCAUUCUGCAAGCUGCCAGAUCAAAGUGUUCAAGCCUAAAGGAGCAGACAGAAAACAGAAGACUGACAGGGAAAAAAUGGAGAAGAAGACCACCCAAGAGAAGGAGAAGUAUCAGCCCUCCUAUGAAACAACUAUUCUCACAGAGUGCUCUCCCUGGCCAGAUGUGCCUUAUCAAAUGAACAAUGCUCCAUCUCCAAGCUACAACAGUUCUCCCAACAGCUUCAACCUUGGAGAUGGCAACAGUUCUCCAACGCACCAAGUGGAGCUCCUGCCUCCCACCAAUGAUCAUCUCCUUCCUUCUGCUUCUAUUCAAGAUGCUCAGCAGUGGCUUCAUCGUAAUAGGUUCUCUCCAUUCUGUAGACUCUUCUCAAGUUUUUCGGGUGCUGACUUACUGAAGAUGUCCAAAGAAGAUUUUGUUCAAAUCUGUGGGCCUGCUGAUGGAAUUCGACUCUUCAAUGCCAUCAAAGGAAGAAAUGUAAGGCCCAAGAUGACAAUUUAUGUCUGUCAAGAACCAGAGCAAAACAGGUCUCAUCUCCACCAGAAAAGAGAAAAUGGAGAUGGCAGUCUUUGUGUAUAUCAUGCAAUCUUCUUGGAAGAACUGACCACGCUGGAAUUAAUUGAGAAGAUUGCAAACUUGUACAGCAUUUCUCCACAGCAGAUAAAUCGAAUCUAUCGGCAGGGACCCACAGGGAUCCAUGUAUUAGUGAGCAAUGAGAUGGUACAAAACUUCCAAGAUGAAUCUUGUUUUGUUAUCAGCACACUAAAAGCUGAAAGCAAUGACGGCUACCACAUCAUUUUAAAAUGACCAUACUGCACAGAAAGACUUUAACAGCCUAAAAUUUAGUGCCUCGCUGACAUUGCUACAUCCUAGACUGGAAACAUGAAGAAUCUUCUGGAUAAAAUGCUCUUCUGAACUAAGAAUUACCAAACAGCUUAAGGAAGAACUCGCUUUUACAGAUACAUGUUUUUACUGAUGUGAGGUUUUGGUUUUUUGGGGUGUUUUGUUGUUGGUGGUUGUCUUUUUUUUUGAAGCUGGAGCUGAGAACAUCCUCAAAGCUCAUACAUGUCUCUUCCUCCUUCAGUCUUAAAAAUUGUGCAGGUUUCUGAUUAUUACUUAGAAACAUCUGCCUUGUACUAAAGGGAAAUGGGAAAAAAAACCCAAACCCAAACCAAACCCCAAUUCCCUAGAUCCUUCAUGGUUGGAUGAAUUGAUUUAUUUAGUGUUCUGAGUGCUCUCUUGCUUUUAACACACACCCUGUUGCUGAUGGACAUAGGCUCCCUGGGGCUCUUGUUUUACUCUUUGAGGUGGAAGGCUUGAGACUACAUCUGAAAACAGAUUGGGAAAUGGAGAGGAUGGAUGUAGUGCUCAGCCCUCACCCAGAGGGUCAACCCUGAAGGCCCACUCUUAGCUGUUCUCCACCUGUAGCAUGCUCAAAGUCCAGAGACCUUGAUCUCUCCUGACAGAGGUUCUGUUAUACCCAUUAAACAGAUUAGUUCUGUGGGAUUCAAAGGAGGAUCAACACUCUGAGGCAGCAUAUUAUGUCUUUAGAAUAGUCUCCUUGAACAGAGUGCAUGAAGGUUUU
This is a messenger RNA of Dryobates pubescens (Downy woodpecker), 2206 nucleotides long. RefSeq names its product transcription factor CP2 like 1 (gene TFCP2L1). Gene Ontology annotation, molecular function: DNA-binding transcription activator activity, RNA polymerase II-specific; RNA polymerase II cis-regulatory region sequence-specific DNA binding. Gene Ontology annotation, cellular component: nucleus. The transcript is spliced from 15 exons. Gene Ontology annotation, biological process: regulation of transcription by RNA polymerase II. Lineage: Eukaryota; Metazoa; Chordata; Aves; Piciformes; Picidae. Bases 1 to 1428 code for a protein of 475 amino acids. The record is from RefSeq and is a predicted model, not a curated record.